Molecule: messenger RNA, 2661 nt
Organism: Lathyrus sativus (Indian pea)
Lineage: Eukaryota; Viridiplantae; Streptophyta; Magnoliopsida; Fabales; Fabaceae
Source: the annotation of a GenBank genome assembly
AUGGCGAAAUCCAGCGCCGACGAUGUUGAACUCCGGCGAGCUUGCAUCUCUGCAAUUGAAGAUCCUAAGCAGAAAAUCAUCUUAUCACUCCGUGUCGCCAAGAGUCACGGGAUCUUGGGAAAAUCUUCCAAGCUUGGUCGUCAAAUGGCCAAGCCUAGGGUUCUUGCUCUCUCCACAUUAACAAAGGGUCAGACAACUACGGCUUUUCUUCGAGUUUUGAAGUAUUCUACGGGAGGAGUUCUUGAACCUGCAAAACUAUACAAGCUAAAGCAUCUCUCAAAAGUAGAAGUUUUGACAAAUGAUCCUAGUGGAUGUACAUUUACAUUGGGAUUUGAUAACCUUAGAAGCCAGAGUGUGGCUCCUCCGCAAUGGACAAUGCGCAAUAUUGAUGACAGGAAUCGUCUCCUUCUUUGCAUCUUGACCAUGUGUAAAGAUGUUUUGGGUCGCCUUCCUAAAGUUGUUGGAAUAGAUGUUGUGGAGAUGGCUCUCUGGGCUAAGGAAAAUAGAGCCCCUGUAUCUACUCAGACUAAUGUGCAAGAUGGUGGCCCUGUUGCUUCCAUUAUGACUGAGAGAGAGUUGAAAGUUAAUGUUGAAAAAGACCUUGUUUCCCAGGCAGAGGAGGAGGAUAUGGAGGACAUGGAGGCUCUUUUGGGAACUUAUGUGAUGGGUGUCGGUGAAGCAGAAGAAUUUUCUGAAAGACUUAAGAGAGAGCUCCAGGCUUUGGAAGCAGCAAAUGUGCACGCCAUUUUAGAAAGCGAGCCAUUGAUAAAUGAGGUGUUGUAUGGGCUUGAAGCAGCAACAAAUUGUGUAGAAGAUAUGGAUGAAUGGUUAGGCACAUUCAAUGUAAAACUCCGGCACAUGAGAGAGGAUAUUGCAUCAAUAGAAACCCGUAAUAACAGCUUGCAAAUGCAGUCAGUAAAUAACAAAUCUCUCAUUGAGGAGCUUGAUACGCUUCUUGAGCGGUUGCGUGUCCCUUCUGAGUAUGCAGCGUGUUUGACAGGAGGUUCAUUUGAUGAAGAUCGGAUGCUGCAAAAUGUAGAGGCAUGUGAAUGGCUGACUAGUGCCUUGCGUGGUCUUGAAGUGCCCAAUAUUGACCCUACUUAUGCAAACAUGAAAGCUGUUAAAGAGAAGCGUGCAGAACUUGAAAAAUUAAAAUCUACUUUUGUCAGGAGAGCUUCUGAAUUCUUGAGAAAUUACUUUGCUAGUUUGGUGGACUUCAUGAUAAGUGAUAAAAGCUACUUUUCUCAGCGGGGACAGUUGAAGAGGCCUGAUCAUGCUGACCUGCGGUACAAGUGCAGAACAUAUGCUCGUCUUCUUCAACAUUUGAAGAGUCUUGACAAGAAUUGCUUGGGUCCACUUAGAAAAGCUUAUUGCAGUUCUCUAAACUUGCUUCUUCGCAGGGAGGCUCGGGAAUUUGCAAAUGAACUCCGUGCUAGUACAAAAGCAUCUAGAAAUCCAACUGUUUGGCUUGAAGGUUCAACUGGUUCUGGUCAGAAUGUAAAUGCCACUGAUACUUCUACAGUCUCUGAUGCAUAUGCAAAAAUGCUCACAAUCUUUAUCCCACUUCUGGUGGAUGAGAGUUCGUUUUUCGCACACUUCAUGUGCUUUGAAGUUCCCACACUUGUUCCUCCUGGAGGUGUUGUUAACGGAAAUAAAGCUGGUUAUGACGAUGAUGAUGAUUUGGGAAUUAUGGACAUUGAUGAGAAUGACAGUAAAUCUGGAAAAAAUUCCGCGGAGCUUGCAGCUUUAAAUGAAUCACUUCAGGAUUUACUGGAUGGAAUUCAAGAAGACUUUUAUGCUGUUGUGGAUUGGGCAUACAAGAUUGAUCCUUUACGCUGCAUAUCAAUGCAUGGAAUAACAGAACGUUAUCUUUCUGGUCAGAAAGCUGAUGCAGCAGGAUUCGUACGUCUUUUGCUUGGUGACCUAGAGUCUCGGAUAUCUAUGCAGUUCAGCCGUUUUGUUGAUGAAGCUUGCCAUCAAAUUGAAAGAAAUGAACGCAAUGUUCGCCAAAUUGGUGUCCUAUCCUACAUUCCAAGAUUUGCAACCCUUGCAACUCGUAUGGAGCAGUACAUUCAGGGACAGUCUAGGGAUUUGGUUGACCAAGCAUAUACAAAAUUUGUUAGUGUAAUGUUUGCAACCUUGGAAAAAAUAUCACAAACAGAUCCAAAGUAUGCAGAUAUUUUUCUUUUUGAGAACUAUGCGGCCUUUCAGAAUAGUUUGUAUGACCUAGCCAACAUCGUGCCCACUUUGGCCAAGUUUUAUCAUCAAGCCAGUGAAGCCUAUGAACAAGCUUGCACACGCCAUAUUAGCAUGAUUAUAUACAUUCAAUUUGAACGCCUUUUCCUGUUUGCUCGAAGGAUUGAGGACUUGAUGUUCACCGUUGCACCUGAAGAGAUACCUUUCCAGCUUGGGCUGUCAAAAAUGGAUCUUCGGAAAAUGUUAAAAUCCAGCUUAUCUGGGGUUGACAAGUCCAUUAAUGCCAUGUAUAAGAAACUACAAAAAAAUUUGACUUCAGAAGAAUUGCUACCUUCCUUAUGGGACAAAUGCAAGAAGGAGUUUCUUGACAAGUACGAAAGUUUUGCUCAACUUGUGGCUAAGAUUUACCCUAAUGAGACAAUCCCAUCUGUUGCAGAGAUGAAAGACCUUUUAGGCAAUAGCUAA